Molecule: messenger RNA, 375 nt
Organism: Symbiodinium sp. CCMP2456
Lineage: Eukaryota; Dinophyceae; Suessiales; Symbiodiniaceae
Source: the annotation of a GenBank genome assembly
AUGGUUUGUCUUGACAUGUCUGCUGCUCCGAUCGGUUCAGUCAGUGCAGUGCAGAUUGCAGAGCAUACCGGUAUACCAGCCUGUGCUACUGCAAAGAUGGCACGCAGCUCCAGUGCCCUCCCUGUGGUCCUGCUGGCCUUGGCGGCUCUCUUCGUCGCCCCCGCCUUCGUGCCAUCCCCUGCCCCGCGCGCGGCGCCCGAGGCCAGCGCUGCUGCCGUCGCGGCAGGUGCCCUGCUGCCGGUGCUCACGGCCCAGCCUGCCAUGGCCGAGGACUACAUGAUGCCUCCCAGCUGGCCCUUCCUCGUGGUCUUCCUCGGGGGAGCUUUCGCGCUGCUGGUUGCGGGAAACUUCAUCUUCCCUGGUGAGAAGAAGUGA